Nematolebias whitei (Rio pearlfish) is the source of this 557-nucleotide messenger RNA. Its product is annotated as C-X-C motif chemokine 10-like. NCBI's taxonomy places the organism in Eukaryota, Metazoa, Chordata, Actinopteri, Cyprinodontiformes, Rivulidae. The transcript is spliced from 4 exons. The record is from RefSeq and is a predicted model, not a curated record. Gene Ontology annotation, molecular function: CXCR chemokine receptor binding; chemokine activity. Gene Ontology annotation, biological process: inflammatory response; neutrophil chemotaxis; cellular response to lipopolysaccharide. Gene Ontology annotation, cellular component: extracellular region. Bases 149 to 460 code for a protein of 103 amino acids.
CUGAGAUAGCAGCUCAACCUGGAAGAGAACGGAAGGUGGAACUGAGGCCUAGAGCAGAAGAAAGAACAGCUUCCAGUGUUUCUUAGACAGUUCUCUGAAGGACUUUUGUCUUUAUUGUCAGCUAAUACAGAAUCUGUACAAGGCAAAAAUGAAGAGCAGCACAAUUAUUGCCUUCUCUGUCAUCCUAUUCCUGGCCUUUUUUGCCAGCAGUGAAGGGAUGGGGGACUUGGGAGUGGAGCUGCACUGUCGCUGCAUCAAGACGGAGAGCAGACCCAUCGGCCGGCACAUCGAGAAGGUCGAGCUGAUUCCCGCCAACUCCCACUGCGACGAGCUGGAGAUCAUUGCCACGAUGAAAAAGACAGGUGAUGAGGUUUGCCUGAACCCUGAAGCUCUCUGGGUGCAAAAAGUGAUUGAGAAGAUCGUUUCCAGCAAAAGACGUUCAAACAGAAAUCAACAAUAAGUCAGAAGACAACAAGAAGUCUUCGACACUGAUCAAAUUACAAAAGACUGAUCCAACGACGAGGUCAUUCCACUUCCACCUCCCUGCUGGAAACGAC